This is a messenger RNA of Hyalella azteca, 4164 nucleotides long. RefSeq names its product major facilitator superfamily domain-containing protein 6 (gene Sugb). NCBI's taxonomy places the organism in Eukaryota, Metazoa, Arthropoda, Malacostraca, Amphipoda, Hyalellidae. Gene Ontology annotation, cellular component: membrane. The transcript has 11 exons. The record is from RefSeq and is a predicted model, not a curated record. The coding region runs from base 72 to 1895 and encodes 607 amino acids. Gene Ontology annotation, molecular function: transmembrane transporter activity.
AGCUAUUUAGCAGUUUUAUAUUUUAUGAUAAUCUAAAAUUUGGUGUUAGAUGGGUUAAAAAUUUGGUCAAAAUGAAAAUCAAUGCAAAUUUGGUGCCUCAAAAAGCACACUACUUUCUCAUUUUUGCUGCUACUGCGCCCAUGCUCCCCUUCCUCCCACUGUUUGGUCGUCAGCUAGGAUUGCAGGGAGGCAUAACACUGACCUACACAGUGCUACCAUUUGCGGGUGUGCUGGCCAAGCUGCUAGCUGGAGGCAUUGCUGAUGCUCGCAAUAGUCAUAAAAAAAUUCUUAUCUUAUCACUUGCAAUAACAGCUUUGGGCUUAUUCAGUUUGUACUUCACACCAUCCAUCCCAAAGUCUGUAAUUGAAAUAAAGAACACAAACAUCUCAGUUGAUUGUAGUGCCACCGGCUCCUACAUCCGGCACCAUCAUCAUCAGACUCCCUGUGGACGUGAAGAUUACCUUGCCACCAUCAGUGGUCACAAGAAUGCUUCAUGCUAUAUAAAGUGCUCACCCAACUCAACCGACGUCCUCCACGAGAUGUGUAAAGCCUGGAAAGUCUCUGACCAGCAAUGUAUUGAAUCCAUUUCAUUUUCAUCAGUGGAAGACCUUUUCCUUGCUGAACGAGUUGAAUCUGAAUCGUACAUCCCAAUUAUUGAAGCCACCAUUGAUACCUUGAACUCGUCAUCAGUGAACUCUUCUCUGUCUCACCCUCACUGUACAACAACUCUUCGACUGCACCAGUGUCAAGGCCUGUGUGACGAUUCCAAACUCAUGGCAUAUUUGGAUGCUCCUGAAGAGCCACCUACCUUGAGCGAAGUCCUGCAUUACCCGCAGUUUUGGAUGUUCCUGUGCCUCAUGCUGAUAGCUUGGUCAAGCUUUGCCAGCGUAGUUACCCUCUCUGAUACCAUCUGCUUCAUGUUGCUAAGAGACUACGGUGGGCAAUACGGUCAACAAAGAGUGUGGGGAGCUAUUGGCUGGGGCACGUUCGUCGUCUUGGCAGGAGCGCUCAUCGAUACAGUGUCUGGGGAUGCUGUCGAGAAGGACUACACUCCUGCUUUUCUCCUUACGCUCGCUCUCUUUAUCCUUGACAUCGUCACUGUUACAAGGAUCAAGUUGGGCCAACCCGCUGCACCGUGCGGAGACCAGCGCUCCAAGCGUUUAGCUCUCUGUUCCUGUAUGCAUAACGGCCCUGCUGUUCUGCACCUGUUGGGUCAGCCCAAAGUGUUGCUCUUUGUGCUGAGCUGCAUUGUUGUUGGGGCUUCUACAGGUGCCCUCUGGACAUACCAGCUUAUGCUUGUAGAAGAAGUUGCUGCUGCUUGGACGUGCGGAUUCCGUUGGAUCAAACUAUUGGACGGCCUCAUGUUGGGCGUGCAGUGCUUUCUGGGCGAGCUGCCGUUCUUCAUGCUGGCUGGACGGAUAUUGAAAAAGCUUGGCCACGUCACAUGCAUGACCGUCGUUGUCGUCACCUUCGGUUUGCGCUUCAUCCUCUACAGCGUGGUGCAGAACCCGUGGCUGUUCCUGCCUAUCGAGGUGCUGCAAGGCCUAACAUUUGGCCUCUUCUACACGACCAUGGCGACGUACGCCAGCGUCGUCACUGUCCCGGGCGCCGAGGCUACAGUGCAGGCGCUGCUUGGGGCUUCUUUCGAAGGCCUCGGUGUAGCCAUCGGAGGGUUGGUGGGCGGAGUGCUGUUCUUCCAGUACAGUGGACAGACGAUGUAUUUCGCCUUUGGGUUAUUCAACGUCAUCUUUGGCGUGCUCUUUGCGCUGCUAAAUUACCUCCUGCAAAAGUGUCAGCCCGGCAGCGCUGACUACUCUCCACGUCACCCUGUGUCGAGCACUGAGCCCAUCGCAGACAUGGAUGAGGCUGACGCGCCCUUGGCUCUUCAUUCGUGAUACAGCGAGUGCCACUGAAACAGAACGCGAGCCUCGCACCUGCUCGACUGGCGCAUCUCCAUCGUCUGAACUUCCUCACUAACGGCUAUUGUCGCCAUCGUUCGUAAUUUGUCCUUGACGGAUGACGGUUAAUGUCGCCAUCGUUUGAACUUUGUCCUUGACAGUUAAUGUCGCCUUCGUUUGAACUUUGUCCUUGGUUAAUGUCGCCAUUGUUUGAACUUUGUCCUUGACGUUAAUGUUUCCAUCGUUUGAACUGUCAUUGAUAAUUAAUAUCGAAAUUUUCUUAACUUCGUCAUUGGCUGUUAUUAUCGCCAUGUUUUGAACUUCGUCAGGGUUGGUCAAUAUCGCUAUUGUUUGAAAAUGAGUGAAAAUAGCUUGUUUAUUUUACCAAGGACAUAAUCGUUAAUAAUGAAUGCCCUAGCUCUGCAUUCCUAAAGGAUGAUGGUUCAAACAGUGUUAUUAUCAAGUGCUAUUGUGGGCAAAGUCGAAACUUUGUUUUGACAUUAUUUCAAUAACGACAUUGCACCACGAAGGUUCCAAUGAUGAAGUCUUUACUUUCGGUUUUGGCUGUGUUUUUGGUUUGUCCGUUUCCCAUUUGACGACUGGUAUUGUGGUGGGGUAUUUUUUGAACUCGUGGAUGCGGAUUGAGUACUGGUUGAUUGGAUGAGUACUGGUUGAUUUUUUAAAUACAUUUUGAGUUGACCUCGUCAGUCUGGUAUACCAACACUACCCAUUGACGUAUGUAAUAUUUUAUUUUCACACGUCAUUGACCAUACCAAAUUCUUGUUAAUCGCUGUUUAAGUAUUUGUUGCUGACUUAUUGAAGUGCAAUUUUGAGUGCAUAAGUUUCAUCAAUCGUGCAUUCCAGGGUUAUCUGAAAAUCGAUGUAUUCGAUAUUGUCUCAAAUAGUUCAAGAAAAUCAUGAACGUCUAGUUGUUGUUGUUGUUUGUUUUACUUUAACUUAGGGAUCUCAUUGUCUUUUAAUUUCAAGUGAAGUUUUUUCUUAGUCUAUUUUCGAUUCAACUAAGCCGUAUUCAAUACAAAGGUUUUAUUUGACAAAUUAUCUCUAGUAUUUUAAGACAUUUCAUAUUAUUUCCCUUUUCAUGAACAUUUUAUUUACUUGGUAAGCACUGAUCCUAUAAAACUUCUAUCUCUUUUUGAAAGACAUAGUUUUAGCGUUCACGAAAUUCAUAUUGUAAAUAGUUGUUAUUGUGAAAUGUUGUUUUAACAGUGAUUCUGAUGACGAAGUAAAAGAAGUCUCAUAAACUCAGCAGGUUUCUUGGUCAGAAAGGUUCGCUGUAAAUGAUGUCCAAUGUAGGAAGUAUGACUGCAGUAUCCAGGCUACGUUGUCAACUUACGCACUUUUUCAGACCUGCGCCCUAGUUUGCGAUUACGGUCGAGUUAUGCGCUUUGUAUAUGUACGCUUUCCAUGACGCUAAAUAUGGUGUAGCUACUCCAAAGAAAUCUUUUCCAAUGCAGGGUUUUAUUCGUGAUCUUCGAAGAUGUAUGAUGGUUCUUGUUAUCUUCAUAAUAUGAGUAUUAUUUAUUUUGCCCAAUCCUUAUUUAUUUUGCGCAUGGUAACCGGUAAUCAUAUCAGUUAUCUGAUGAAUGCAUUUAGUUGGUUGCUGUAUAACCAUGACAUUCAUAGCAGCACUCUGCUUGCCUGCAAUCUAUGAAGGAUUGUAGGUUGAUUAGCAGUACGUAACUCAUUCCAAUUAAUUUGCCGAGACAAGUUAAUAGCAUUCCUCAUUUAAAGAAGCUUUCAUGUAUUCUAAUAUUAUUAAAACGUUAGACGCGAUUCAUUGUGACCAUUCUCUGACAUCAGUUCAAAUUUCCAAAGCUGUUCUUGCACUGCACAUUGCACUGUUGUCGAGUAUUAAUGUGGGAGUUGAAUUUUUCGGAAGUUGUUGCUAGUAAAGAAUUGUCUUUACUCUCGUUUCUGUGUCGUAUUAUAUACUACUUUGUAUUAAUCUGCUGCGUGUUGUUGGUCAAUUUUUGAUGAUGGUAAACUUUGAUAGCAUCUAAUGCUGACGCACACUUGCGGAGCUGAAACUAUUUUAAUUUUCGUGCUGGGACCAAAGAGUGAUGACUGGGGACGUAUUAGUCUGCAAUCCUAGCUGCCAAUGCCCGAUUUCAGUUAAAUAUAGAAAUAUAUUUCAUAUAAAUAUUUAUUUAAAUAGGUUUAAAUUUCAUCUCAGAUCGACCUGAAAUGAACAAAGCAGAACUGUAAGUUCAUUAUUCUUAUUCUUCCUUUUUAGCGCAUUUUUUCA